AAUCCGCGGUCACACUGAGGCAGACGACAAGACGAACGUCGAAAUUUUCGACAGAUUAGCAAUAAAUUUGUAAAAAAAAGUUAAUAACACCAUGCUGAACGCUGUGUCGCGUGCAUACGUGCGUGGCGGUGCCCAGGCGCUGUCCGCUGGCCUCAAGACGAGCGGCGCUGCUGUCAAUGCUAUUGCUAGCCGCCAGGCGCACACCGAUCUGCAGGUGCCCGACUUUACCGCCUACCGUCGCGACUCUGUCAAGGAUGGACGCCGUCGUAACGAGUCCGCCGAGGAGCGCAAGGCCUUCUCCUACCUCCUGGUUGGUGCCGGAGCCGUUGGCGGUGCCUAUGCUGCCAAGGGGCUGGUCAACGCCUUCCUGGGAUCGAUGAGCGCCUCCGCCGAUGUGCUGGCCAUGGCCAAGAUCGAAAUCAAAUUGUCGGACAUUGCCGAGGGCAAGUCCGUGACAUUCAAAUGGCGUGGCAAGCCGCUGUUCAUCCGUCAUCGUACCCAGGCCGAAAUCGACACGGAACGCGGAGUGCCCACAUCCACGCUGCGUGAUCCAGAAACUGAUGAUCAACGCGUGAUCAAGCCCCAGUGGCUGGUGGUCAUUGGUGUGUGCACACACUUGGGUUGUGUGCCAAUCGCGAACUCUGGCGACUUUGGUGGCUAUUAUUGCCCCUGCCACGGCUCUCACUACGACGCUUCGGGCCGCAUCCGCAAGGGACCGGCGCCACUUAACCUGGAAGUUCCCACCCACGAGUUCCCCGAUGAAGGCACCCUCAUCGUUGGUUAGAAACAUUUAACUACAGUGCUGUUAUCGUUUAAGCCCCGCAGAAGAAAAACCAACAAAAUAGUCAAUGGAUUGAUGUAAAUUAAUAAAAACCAACCAAACUGAA
This is a messenger RNA of Drosophila guanche, 887 nucleotides long. RefSeq names its product cytochrome b-c1 complex subunit Rieske, mitochondrial (gene RFeSP). The transcript is spliced from 3 exons. The record is from RefSeq and is a predicted model, not a curated record. Gene Ontology annotation, biological process: mitochondrial electron transport, ubiquinol to cytochrome c. Gene Ontology annotation, cellular component: membrane. NCBI's taxonomy places the organism in Eukaryota, Metazoa, Arthropoda, Insecta, Diptera, Drosophilidae. Gene Ontology annotation, molecular function: quinol-cytochrome-c reductase activity; 2 iron, 2 sulfur cluster binding. The coding region runs from base 92 to 784 and encodes 230 amino acids.